Molecule: messenger RNA, 2181 nt
Organism: Penicillium cinerascens
Lineage: Eukaryota; Fungi; Ascomycota; Eurotiomycetes; Eurotiales; Aspergillaceae
Exons: 1
Coding region: 1-2181 (726 amino acids)
Source: RefSeq, a predicted model, not a curated record
AUGACUGAGGAGCCGCAGCUGGGUUCUAUCCAACAGCGGAUUGCCGCCCUGAAGCAGGCCCAGGCGGCACAUCCCUCUGGACCUGAACCACCGAUCUUCCGCCCGCAUGUCGACCGCAGCAGAUCGGCCAACAAUCCUCCCUCCUACAAUGUGACCGGCUCUGUUCUGGACGGCGCAUCGAUAGGAAAUGAGCCGGCAGGCGAGCGGACAUCAAGACCGGCCCCGCGACCGCCUCCGACGCCGUCGCCAAAGCCGGAAGUGAAACCCAAGAAACCCCCUCCCCCCUUGCCUACGCGCAGAUCGGAUCGCCAGCCUCCCCCGACACCAGCUCGCCUCGAGGUUCGUCCUGCGCUGCCACCCCGCAGACCUACAGAUCCCCCGCGGAGGCCUUCCAUCGAGUCGGUUACGUCCAACGCAUCACACUCCACCGCAGCGACAAGCAUUCGUGGUGCUUCGACCACGUCCAUUAACUCCAAUGGCAACGGCCGCAUUAAGGCGCCCGCAUGGGGCGAAACUGAGCUACCGGCACUGCCUCCGAGACGUCCAAAGGAAGACCUUGCAGACUUGAGGCCGCCUCCACGCUCUGAGUCCAAGUCCUCUGAGUCCAAGAGCAUUAGUGGCUUUGGAUUGAGAAACGGCUUGAGUUCGAGGAUAUCGUCAUUCCGGGGCAAGGACACGGCAUCUUCGCCCUCUGCGACUCGCCCGAGCUUACCCUCCUUGCCAUCUCGACCAAAGGCUGGCAACGAUACAUCCUCUGCGCCGCAGUUACCCUCGCGCCGGCCCUCAGACCAGGACGUGCAGUCCAAUGGGGCAGACGACGAACCAGCUCCCGGUUUGCCACCACGGCGACUGCCUCCGACUCUAUCUAAUUCAGACAUCCGUGAUGCUCGCAAGAUCGGAUUUGGUGGGUUAAGCAAGGCGCCCGGGAUUCCCGCGAGACCGAGUAGUACACCUGGAAAUGGAAUGCCCCCGCCAGUGCCGACAGGGACUCGUCCAGACCUCUCCAAGCUUCAAGCGACGAAGCCACGCUUUGAUGGCUCGGCAACAUCUGCUAGUCUACCUGCUGGGACAUCCAACACAGAAUGCCUAAUCUGCAGGGACUUCUCAGCCCCAGACCAACGAGCAGCACAGUAUCCUCGUAAUUCGCUUCCCACGCAAGAUUUGGGGUGGUUGGCCAAUGAGCUGACUGCUCCAUUUCCCUCGUUGACUGACAAGGCACGAGUUAUAUUCACGUGGCUGCAUCACAACAUUUGUUACGAUGUCUACGCCUUUUUCAAUGAUUGCGUGAAGCCAUCAACUCCAGCUAGCACUAUAGCCUCUGGAUUGGCAGUUUGCGAAGGUUUCGCUGGCCUAUUUACAGCCCUAGCUGCAAUGGCCGAACUAGAAUCAAUCGUGAUUUCUGGCCACGGCAAAGGAUUCGGUCAUGAGCCACUUCUCCCGGGCUCCCCGGUCCCACCCUUCAGCACCGGCCACGCUUGGAAUGCCGUCAAGAUUGACGGCGGCCGCUGGAAGCUGAUCGACCCCUGCUGGGGCGGUGGCCACAUCCAAGGGAAGGGACAACCUUACAUGCAGGUCUUCGAUCCAAUCCACUUUACCAUGUCGAACGACGUCUUCGGAUUGAAACACUUCCCGCAGAACAAAGAACACUUUUUCCGCGACGACGGUCGCCCUCAGAUCAGUUGGGAGGAGUACAUGCGCGUGAACCCGGAUAACCCUUCCGGCGGCUCGCCCAUCAGGAUGUACUGCGGUGUCGGGAAGAACGACAUCGGCAAAAGUACUCUGUACCCCGCUGACGGCCGGAUAUCCGUAUAUAACACACCAAACCCCGUCCGGUUCCAGUUUGGACUACUCUGCGAGCACUGGACACUCGCUCGACACAGCCGUCAAAAGCCUGGACUUUUCCUACUGUGUAUCCACGGCGUGGACGGCCGCAAGGAUGAACGCCUGUUAUUCAACCGUAUCCCGGGCUCUGGCCCUGGUGGCGGCGGCGAGUUCUGGUACGUGGAUGUUCCUGAUGCGCGCAUGUUGGGUGCACCGGGCCAGAAAGUGUUGCUUGCUGUGAUGACUAAAUUUGGGGAUCGGGAGGACUGCCGCGGGCUUACGGCUGAGGAGUAUAGAGCGCAGCUGGGUCGUGUUGCCAUGUCCUGGGCUUAUGUUGCCGAGUGGGAGUUGGUUGCAUAA